Messenger RNA from Vitis vinifera (wine grape), 3750 nucleotides. RefSeq names its product cleavage and polyadenylation specificity factor subunit 3-II. The coding region runs from base 207 to 3386 and encodes 1059 amino acids. Gene Ontology annotation, biological process: snRNA processing. The record is from RefSeq and is a predicted model, not a curated record. The transcript is spliced from 18 exons. NCBI's taxonomy places the organism in Eukaryota, Viridiplantae, Streptophyta, Magnoliopsida, Vitales, Vitaceae. Gene Ontology annotation, cellular component: nucleus.
CAAUUUACAAAUACUAUUUGAUAGCCUUGGUGAAUCUGCUACAUAUUUUUUAUCGUUCUGGCUUUAAUCUCUUUCACAUACCAGGAAUAUUAAAAGAAAAAUAACGGUGUAUAAAUAAUAAUAAUAAUAAAAAGAGAAGAACGGAGUCAAAAGAAAAGCGCGCCAAAAAGUUAGGGUUUCGGUUGCAGAGAACAGAAGAGAAGCAAAUGGCCAUAGAAUGUCUGGUUCUAGGCGCAGGGCAAGAGGUGGGGAAGAGCUGUGCAGUGGUGACCAUCAAUGGCAAGAGAAUCAUGUUCGAUUGCGGCAUGCACAUGGGCUAUCUCGACCACAGACGCUUUCCCGAUUUCUCUCUCAUUUCUAAAUCCGCUGAUUUCAACACCGCUAUCGACUGUAUCGUCAUUACUCACUUUCACUUGGAUCAUGUUGGGGCUCUUCCUUACUUCACGGAAGUUUGUGGGUAUAGCGGACCCAUUUACAUGACGUAUCCAACAAAGGCAUUGUCUCCUUUGAUGUUGGAAGAUUAUAGGAAAGUAAUGGUGGACCGAAGGGGAGAGCAAGAAUUGUUCAGUAAUGAUGACAUCAUGAAGUGUAUGAAGAAAGUUAUAGCAGUGGACCUGAAGCAGACUGUGCAGGUUGAUAAGGAUCUUCAGAUCCGUGCCUACUAUGCAGGACAUGUUCUUGGGGCUGCAAUGUUUUAUGCAAAGGUUGGAGAUGCUGCUAUGGUGUAUACAGGGGAUUAUAAUAUGACACCAGAUAGGCAUCUUGGAGCUGCUCAAAUUGAUCGAUUACAGUUGGACCUUCUUAUAACAGAGUCAACAUAUGCAACCACUGUUCGUGAUUCAAAGUAUGCUCGUGAGAGGGAAUUUCUUAAAGCAGUUCACAAAUGUGUAGCCGAUGGAGGAAAAGUGCUAAUUCCUACAUUUGCUCUUGGAAGAGCUCAGGAACUUUGUAUACUGUUGGACAAUUAUUGGGAGCGCAUGAAUCUAAAGGUUCCAAUUUACUUUUCGGCAGGCUUGACCAUUCAAGCUAAUAUGUACUAUAAAAUGCUUAUCAGCUGGACCAACCAAAGAGUCAAGGAGACAUAUGCCACUCACAAUGCAUUUGAUUUUAAAAAUGUUCGGAGUUUUGACCGCUCUCUUAUAAAUGCUCCUGGACCCUGUGUUCUCUUUGCCACACCCGGGAUGAUCAGUGGUGGUUUUUCUCUUGAGGUUUUUAAGCUUUGGGCUCCAUCUGAAAUGAAUCUUGUUACACUACCUGGGUAUUGUUUGGCUGGAACUAUAGGACACAAAUUGACAACGGGUAAACCAACGAAAAUUGAUUUGGACAAAGACAUCCAAAUUAGCGUACGAUGCCAGAUUCAUCAACUGUCUUUCAGUCCUCAUACAGACGCCAAAGGGAUUAUGGAUCUGGUCAAAUUUCUCUCCCCCAAGCAUGUAAUACUUGUACAUGGUGAGAAGCCUAAGAUGGCUUCUCUUAAAGGAAAAAUUGAGUCUGACCUAGGAAUCCAAUGUUAUUAUCCAGCAAAUAAUGAUACCGUGUGCAUUCCUUCAACUUGUUGGCUGAAAGCAGAUACCUCAAAAACAUUUAUUCGGAGUUCCUUGAAUCCAAAUUUCAAGUUUGUAAAAACCAUUUCAGAAGAUAAAUCAAACUUGGUUUCUAAAGAGACCGAAGCCACUUCAGUGCUGCAGGUGCAUGAUGAAAGGGUAGCUGAAGGGAUCUUGAUUGUGGAGAAAAGCAAGAAAGCAAAGGUUGUGCACCAGAAUGAGCUUCUCCUCAUGAUAGGGAAGGAUAAACAUGAUGUUCAGUUUGCUUAUUGUUGCCCUGUACAGAUUGGAAACUUGGAAAGGACCAAAGGCAUGGAUUUCGCUUUAUCAAAGAAUGUGGUUUCCACAUCUGAUGAAUGCUCUUGGCUUCACCUACUAUUUGCAAAACUUGCAACCAAAUUAGGAGGGAACAUCCAAGAUUUUGGUCAACAUCUUCAAGUGGAUUCCAUCCAUAUCUCUGUAUGUUUAAAGGACAUCUGCCCUUACAGAACCACCGAUGGCCCUCAAAAAGAACCAGCGGUGUUUUUUUGCUGCACUUGGUCAGUGGCAGAUGUGAAUCUUGCUUGGGAAAUAAUUUCAAUUAUGGAGAACUUGGAUUUGAGUUUUUUCCCAAGGUUCCCACAUCUACCGUUCAACACACAGCUGCAAAGCGUCCAAAGACUCCAGACUUUCCCCAAAACCCCCCAUCAAAAAAUUCACAAUUAUGGUUGUCCAGUCACCUGCAUCAUCGUCGUCGUCUUCCUUUUCUUCUCUCUGCAAUUCUUACUAUUAACAAUGUCUGAGACCUCCACGACCACCGGCACAACUGCGCCCCUGCUCCGACCACGUCAGGGCACCGCCGAGCAGUCCGCCAGGCCUACUACGCUCGCGCUUCUCAUGGGUCGGGCCACGGGCAGGCGGGGUCCCUCGAUGCUGGUCAGGGAGACGGCGGCGCGUGAGCUGGAGGAACGGCGUGCCGACUGGGGUUACUCCAAGCCGGUGGUGGCUCUGGACAUGAUGUGGAACAUGUCCUUCGUGAUCGUUUCGAUUGUCAUGCUGAUUUGCACGGCGCGUGAGAGGCCCAACACCCCGAUUCGGCUCUGGAUCUGCGGCUACGCGUUGCAGUGCGGGGUGCAUGUGGUGCUGGUGUGGCUCGAGUACCGGAGGAGGAAUAGGCGGCGGGUUCGCGAUGAGGAACAGCAGCAGCAGCCGCAGCACUCAGAUUCCGAUGUCAAUGAUAGCGAGGACGAGGAUGGAAAUUCGAGCGCUUCGGGGGGUUUCAAUCAGUCGAGUGUCACCAAACGGUGUGAAUCAGUGAAUACAAUGGCAUCAUUUCUCUGGUGGAUCGUUGGCUUCUAUUGGGUGGUCUCUGGUGGUGAAGCCCUCCUGCAAAAUGCUCCUCGUCUCUACUGGUUGGCUGUGGUAUUUCUGGCAUUUGAUGUAUUCUUUGCCAUCUUUUGUGUUGUUUUGGCAUGUUUGAUUGGGAUUGCUCUUUGCUGCUGUUUGCCUUGCAUUAUUGCAAUUCUUUAUGCUGUUGCUGGCCAGGAAGGUGCAUCUGAGGCAGAUCUCAGUAUGCUUCCAAGAUACAGGUUUGAAGCGAACAAUGAAGAAAAGUCUGGUGUAGGAGCAGGCACAAUGAUUCCCACAGAAACGAGCAGUGGAUACUUGGCAAAUGAACGCAUUCUUUUACCUGAGGAUGCGGAAUGCUGUAUAUGUCUCAGCUCAUAUGAGGAUGGAGCAGAGCUGCAUGCACUCCCCUGCAACCACCAUUUCCAUUCUACAUGCAUUGCGAAAUGGCUCAAGAUGAAUGCAACAUGCCCACUCUGUAAGUACAAUAUCCUCAAAGGAAGUGAACAGAUUUGAAGAAGAAAAGGGAAACCUGCAAAUAGCCUGAUUCAUCUACGCACUAUCCUUGUGCACAGAAGAAAUCAAGGCAGAAAAAGUCUGGCUUCUCCGAUACAUUUAUUAGUUUGGGCUUCAUCAUGUGUUCUCUAGCCUUUUGAAGUUGCCUUGAUACUUUUUCUUUGACUCUUUAUGAGUUGUUUCACACUCUUGUGCAAAAACUGAGUGAACAAUUUGCAGGCUUUGUUUUUAUGCUUGAUGGCAUUGUUUUGUAGUUAAUCUGCAGAAAGGAAAUGGCUUCAAAUAUGUAGUAGUAUGAAUAUUAAAGCUAAUUAUACAUAGUCUUGCGAUUCUGGACAUUAGGGAUAAUGAAAUGGUUUUUUCA